Caenorhabditis sp. 36 PRJEB53466 is the source of this 8500-nucleotide messenger RNA. NCBI's taxonomy places the organism in Eukaryota, Metazoa, Nematoda, Chromadorea, Rhabditida, Rhabditidae. The record is from the annotation of a GenBank genome assembly.
AUGCUUCUGGUGGAUACGCAUCUGAAGAAGAUCGAGUUGGAUGAGGAUCUCAAGACGAGAAUCGCUCAAUCAAGACCACACAAGCACCUCUCCUCAUCGAGAAUCUACUUGGACCUGAUUCGCAAGGAUGACGUGGUAAGUUUGGGGACAACGAAUGGGAAACUGAACUGAUUACAUAUUUGAUCAGAGAAGACAUCGUCAUGAUGUGAAACUGUCUUCCGUACGUUUUCAAUCCGUACUUUGUUAAGUUUUCUUCAGGAGAAGAUUUUCCGGGGAGACCCGUUUAGUUUAGAAUUAGUGCACCCUCAGGACAGAAUGGGUCAUUGGAAAGUCUUCUCCAGUUGAGAAACUAAACUCAAACUUUCAGCUCUCACAUGGCGCCGUCACUAACGAGUAUCUCAAUCGCUGGCACUUGGAGCAGGUCAACCCCAGUUUAAUCAAGAAGAAGGAGGUUCACCUCGAUGCUGACCGUCGGCUGGCCCUCUACGCUUACACCCACGACACGUUCAGUCUUCUCCUCGUUCCAAUGAUCAAAGAAAAGAAGGAAGCUCUGGGAUCAAUGGGAAAUGACGCUGCGUUGGCCUGUCUGUCUGACUACAGCCCUCUGCUGUUCAGCUACUUCCAACAGCUUUUUGCUCAGGUAUGCCGUUUGAAAAAAAAAACGGGUGUGCCGAAGAAGGAAGAGCGAAUUGAAAUGGAAUGAGUGGUAGGAGGGAGGGAGGGAUUCAAUCCGUCGGAGGUCGUUAAAUUGUUUUGGGAGACGAAAAGUCAUUCACUUUCCCACCGCCCUCUCAUCCUUUGUAGUUGAUUAGAAAAACAAACUCGUGGCUCCUCGACGAACUUCGUAAAUUUAGUGGUCUUCUGAGAAAAUGUCGGCCAGAGAAUGUUUUUCGAAAGACGGAGCUUAACCAUGACGUGUUGAGGGGAAAGAUGGAGAAAAAAAAGAGAAUGCACGAUGAUUACAGGUCACCAAUCCGCCAAUUGACCCGUUCCGAGAGCAGAUCGUCAUGUCACUGCGAUGCCCAAUCGGACCCGAGUCGAACAUGCUCGAGCCGGACGCGGAGCUUGCAAGCCGUCUCAUCUUAGAGCAACCCAUCCUCUCGAUGGUCGAUAUGGAGGUGAGAAAUGGGGGGUUUUGAAAAAGCAGAAAAGGCGAGAGAAGAAAAAGACAAAUGGAAGGAAAUAGGACAAAGACAUGUUCUGAAUGACUGAAAUUACAAUCACAUGUUGCGAAUUUAUAGUCGGUUGAAUUAGUCAAAAGCGCACAACGGCUCCGCUCCGCCUCGCUUGUUAGAAUUCUUGGGGGAAUUUGGGAUUCCGGAUGACGCAUACACUGAAAAAUUGCACUUUUUCAGGUGAUGAAACGUACGAUGUACAAGGGAUGGAAGUCAAAAGUGAUCGACAUCACAUUCCCAGUUCGAUACGGAGUCAAAGGUGUGUAAGAGUUAAAAGAAACGGAAAGUUGAAGCCCGGAGACUCAUGAAGCUAAUCACGAGCAGAAUGUUGCCGUUUUGCUCUGGCUUGUAGUGAGCAAGAGCUGGUAAUAAUUAGUUGAAAGAAAGUUAUGACUAAAAGGAUAAUAGGUUCGAAGAAGUCUCGAGAAGCUCUUCGGAAUGAUAUCAUGGCAUAAAAAUAAGCUACAUAUUUUUAGGACUCGUUCCCGGACUCGACGCGAUGUGCUGCUCUGCGUGCACUGCUGCUCUCGAUGGGUAUCAAGUGCUGGUGCUCUCGGAUAGAAACGCGAAUGCGGAACGAGUUCCGAUCCCGUCACUUUUGGCGGUCGGAGCCAUCCAUCAGUGUCUCAUCCGCCAUCGUCUUCGCAUGAAGGUUGCAAUCAUUGUGGAGACUGGCGAAGCUCGCGUUGUCCAUGAUUUCUGCGUGCUUCUCGGCUUUGGAGCCGAUGCCAUUUGUCCGUACAUGGUGUACGAGACGGUGCAUCGUCUUCGCAACCUGGGUCUUUUGGACAAGGAACUUAAUGACGAUCAGGUCUAUCAGGGAUACCGCCAGGGAGUCGAGCGAGGAAUCUUUAAAGUGAUGGCCAAGAUGGGAAUCUCGACGCUCCAUUCGUACAAGGUGAGCGUGGGAGGAAUGUGGGACGAUGGAGGAGGAAAACGGAUGGAAUUGGAAGGGACGUGCGAAUCGCCAAUUACUUUAUCCGCAUGUUUUUGCAGCACGCUCAAAUCUUCGAGAUUGUGGGACUCUCGAAGGAUGUGGUGGAGAUGUGCUUCAAAAACACAGUGUCGCGUCUCGGAGGAGCCACCUUCGAAAUUCUGGCUGCUGAGGCGCUCAAACGGCAUCGCUCGGCUUUUCCGUCGACUACGGAUGCGUCAUUCGGUAAGUCUGCACAUCGGCGCCUCGAGCAAUAUAUUAGCAAUGGGAUGGGAAAGCUUGGAACUUGGAAAGCAAAGGGUGGGGUUUGACUUGUCGUUCACUUGAGAAAAAGUGUUACAAACUAGGAAAAAGAUGAUGAAGUGGCAAACGAAGAACCAAAUUGAGUCAAGUCGAAUUCAGAAUAGUGUAAUUUGUUUGAGCAAACAUGUGCCGAAGCAGUAGCACAGCAGUUUGUCAUACAUAUAAAUGUCAAAUGAAGAAGGAUGGUGUGGGUGUAGCAGAGGGGAGAAAAAGAGGAAACUAGAUAGACUCAUGCUUUUGUCUAUUACUACGACUUGUACUACGUCAUUUCAUCAUGGACGUAGAGUUUCACUGGAGUGGAAGGUUUUGUCUAUUGGCACAAUUUGAUUCAAAACACUCCAAUCACAACGCUAUCUUACUGUAGAUGUCUUAGGCAUGGUAGUUUCUGGAAGAGCUCAUUUCCCCUCUUAUUUCCUAUCUCAUUUGUUGAGAGCUCUUUUUUUAGAUUCAACAACCCUAAAUGGAGUAUCCUACGGUAAGAAUCACGGCUAAAACAACAUCAUCUGCGUUGCUGACUCUAAUAAUUGCUACAUACUGUUAACCCUGUUGUCCGUUGCAUGGCUUUUGCUACCUCGUCUAAGUUUACUGCAACCAUAUGUGUAACUCAAGCCGCUUUUGCAUUUGCUAAUGAUAACCGCUUGUCUGCCGGAGUACGGUGUGUUCUCAGGACUGAGAGCGUCUAUGUGAAAUUUUGUUUCCGGUGAGAAAUGAUAAAUUUGAAUAUUUUCAGGUGACUCGAAAACUUUGGUCGCUAGCGGAACCUUCCAUUGGAGAGCCGGAGGAGAAAAGCACAUCAAUGAGCCGUUGGCCAUCGCCAAACUUCAGGUUUGAACUAUUGAAAACAUAGUUGUGAUUUUGUGGCCCGCAAGUUAGAAAUGCGAACAUUUCAGAACAUUGAAAUUUUAACAACUAUGAGUGAAAAAAUUCCAAUUAGAAAAGUUUUUAGGCGGCUACGCGUCUCAACAACUCGAAGACUUUCCAAGAGUACUCGCAGGCUUCGAAUAUGGCCCAGCGCUGGUGCACUCUUCGCGGACAACUCGAAAUCAAGACGAGCAAGAAGAUCCAAAUCCCGUUGUCCGAGGUCGAGGCGGCCAGUGACAUUGUCAAGCGGUUCGUCACCGGAGCCAUGUCGUUCGGAUCCAUCUCGUGGGAAGCUCACACUGCGCUUGCGAUAGCCAUGAACCGCAUCGGUGCCAAGUCGAACACCGGAGAAGGAGGAGAGAAGCCGGAGAGGUAUCGCAAGAACCAGGACCCGAACCAGAACCUGCGUUCCGCCAUCAAGCAAGUGGCUUCUGCUCGUUUUGGAGUCACUUCUUCCUACCUGGCCAACGCCGACGAGCUGCAGAUCAAGAUGGCUCAGGGCGCGAAGCCGGGAGAGGGAGGAGAGUUGCCGGGACACAAGGUCACCAAGGACAUUGCGGACACGAGAAAGUCCACUGCUGGAGUCGGCCUCAUUUCGCCCCCACCUCACCACGACAUCUACAGUAUUGAGGACUUGGCUCAGGUUAGAUAAAUUUGGAAAUGAAAUGCGCAUAAAAACGAAGGGGUCUGAACACAUUUUGUGCGUUGAAAAAAGAAAACUGAAACCUUAUUUGAAUAGAAAACAAGUGAGAUUGGAUUAGACGUGUUCUUGGUCACAUCAACGUUUUGAUCGCAAGUCGAGAUAGUUUUGCCCUUUUUGUUUUUCUUUCCGCCAAUCUAUUCUGUGAAAACUAAGCGAAACAAACACAAAAAAAGAAAAAUAAUUAAAUUUUCAGCUUAUCUACGAUUUGAAAUGUGCGAAUCCGGUGGCUCGUGUCAGUGUGAAACUCGUCUCGGAAGCCGGAGUUGGAAUCAUUGCUGCCGGAGUGGCUAAGGGAAAUGCCGACCACAUCACCGUUUCUGGACACGACGGAGGAACCGGAGCGUCCAGCUGGACUGGAAUCAAACACGCCGGACUGCCAUGGGAGUUGGGAGUGGCCGAGACUCACCAGGUUCUGACCAUGAACAACUUGCGUUCCCGUGUGGUCCUCCAAGCCGACGGACAAAUCCGAACUGGACGUGACGUCAUGAUUGCUGCUCUUCUCGGUGCUGACGAAUUUGGAAUGUCGACUGCACCGCUUAUUGUGCUCGGAUGCACUAUGAUGAGAAAGUGUCAUCUGAACACUUGCCCAGUCGGAGUUGCCACCCAAGAUCCGGUUCUUCGUGCCAAGUUUGAAGGAAAACCGGAGCACGUGAUUAACUACAUGUUCAUGGUGGCUGAGGAAGUUCGUUAUUUCCUGUCCAAACUGGGACUCCGAAAGCUCGAAGAAGCCGUCGGACGCACUGAUCUUCUCUACGCCUCUCCGAAUCCUGUCAACAAGAAGGCAACGAUGUUGGAGUUUGGAUCCAUCCUGAAGAAUGCUCAGCAAAUGUUCCCGAAUGUUUCGAUCAAGGGAGGAAGUGUCAAGCAGGUCAUUGAAAUGGGAGCGCUGGAGACCCAGCUGCUCACUGAGAUUGCCGGAGUGUUCAGCGAGGCCGGAGAGCACAAAAUCUUUGACAACCAGCUCAUCACCAACUUGGACCGUACCUUUGGAACGAGAAUUUCGUAUGAAAUCUCGAAGAGAUAUGGCGAACUCGGACUCGAAGGAACCCGCUCGAUCACUAUCAAUCUAAAGGGGCAUGCCGGACAGUCCUUCUGCGCUUUCUUGGCCAAGGGAGUCAGUAUCACUUUGGAAGGAGACGCCAAUGACUACGUCGGAAAAUGUCUGUCUGGUGGAAAGAUUGUUGUCUUCCCUCCAAAGAGCGCCAUCUACAAGUCGGAGGAGAACUCGAUCAUCGGAAACGUCGCUCUUUACGGUGCCACUUCUGGUGACUGCUGGUUCCGCGGAGUUGCUGGAGAGAGAUUCGCCGUCAGAAACUCUGGCGCCAACGCCAUUGUUGAAGCCGUCGGAGAUCACGGUUGCGAGUACAUGACCGGAGGAAGGGUCAUUGUGCUCGGAACCAUCGGAAGAAACUUUGCCGCCGCGAUGAGUGGAGGAAUCGCUUAUCUCUUUUCCCAGUGAGACACUUUACGGCUCAACUUUUUUGAUUCUAAUUCUUGCUUUUUCAGAGAGGACAACUUUGCCCGUUUGGUCAACUCGGCUACCGUCGAUCUCGAUGAUGCCACUACCGAAGAUCUCAUUUUUGUCAAAUCAAAGAUCGAGGAGUUUGUCAAGCUGACCGGUUCGGAGCUCGGACAACGCAUCUUGAGCAACUGGCAACGCGAGCAUCUCAAGUUAAUCAAGGUCUUUCCGCGCGAUUACAAGCGUGUGCUCGCAGAGCAGGAGGAGGCCCGCAAGAAGGAGGCCGAGAUUGAGAAGGCCAAUCUGGAUAUGAGCCUGCUCUCGGUGGACGACUCGAAGCCAAGAACGAGAACUUUGUCGAUGGACAUGCAGAUUGCCCCGACCAUCCGUCUCCACAAGAAGCAAAAGGAGACUUCGAGAAAGAAGAGCUUGGUAAGUGUGAGAACCGUAAUCAGUCAACAUGAACGUAAAGAUGUUAGAAGUCAAACUUCCCGUUACAGGAUAAAAAUUCUCUCCAGGUUCCAAAGGUAGAGUUGUGUAGAUGCAAAAGUAGUCGUGAUUGUUCUAGACGUUUGGUAUUCAAUGAAAAAAGUGCGCGAGAAAAGCUUAGCACACCCUGAAUAUAGAGCAUCCAAUCUAAACUAGAAGAGAAAUGGGAAAUCAAUGAGCGCCAUCGGGCUUGCCAUACAAAAUAAUCGUUUUUCGGCAGCGAAACUAGUGAAAACCGUAGUAGUGUCUGGGGUACGAAAAUAUAAGUAAGUUGUUCUUCGUUGUAUAACCGGGGGUGUGUUCGAAGUCAAGCUAAAUUGGCUGAGUGUUCUUUUUUAAGCCAAAUCGAGUGGCAUUCACAAAUUCUGGGAGCUCAAUAUUUAGGGAAGUCCAAAACUUAUUUCGCGCACUGGAUUACAGAAUUUACCCGAUCUUCCAAGUGCAUGUAGUAUUAGAAACUAAAUUUGACAAAACCGAAAUAAUUAUAUUCUUUUCAGCUCGGUGAUAACCGCAAACAACGUCGUCUGUCGAAAAGUCUGCGCCCGCAGGAUCUGGCCGGAUUCGAGAAUGAGGAGGACUUGCAAGAAGCGGCCGAUUUGGAAGAGGAGGAGGAGGACACGAAGUCUGAUCUUGACGAUCACUCUGAUGAAGAAGAGGCGAGUGAAUUAGAAGACUUCAAACAAAGAAACAUGGAGGUUUGGAGUAGCAGCAUUGAAAAGUGAAAAGUAGACGGCACAUGACGUGACUUGUUGUAAUUAACUUUCUCGGGGUCACGCUUUCUGUUCCUUCCUUUUUUCGUGAACGCACAUCCUGCAAAGUGAAUUUUUUAGUCCUUCUAAGAUUAAAACAAAGAUGACGUCAGCCAACGUAUCUUUUUUUCAGAUUGUCGAGAAGAAACCGAGCGUCGACAUUGAGAGCCUCGGAGUUCCGGCUCAUCUUCGCAAGAAGGAGGAACCACUCGACAAGCUUCGCGGAUUCGUCAAGUAUCACCGUCAGAAGAAGAUCUACCGUGACCCGAAAACGCGUCUCAACGAUUGGGAUGAAGUCUACGAUUUUGAGGCGAUCCGCAGCAACAUCCGCGAGCAGGCUGCUCGUUGCAUGGAUUGCGGAGUCCCAUUCUGUCAAGGACACUCUGGAUGCCCACUCGGAAACAUUAUUCCAAAGUGGAAUGAUUUCGUGUUCAAGAAGAACUGGCGUCAGGCGCUUGAGCAACUCCUUCAGACCAAUAACUUCCCUGAGUUCACGGGACGUGUCUGUCCGGCGCCAUGCGAGGGUGCCUGUACUCUUGGAAUCGGAUCGCCCGCGGUCACUAUCAAGUCCAUCGAAUGCGCUAUCAUCGACUACGCGUUCAUGCAAGGGUGGAUGAAGCCGUGCAAACCGGCAUUCAGCACUGGAAAGAGAAUUGCCAUUAUUGGAUCAGGACCGUCUGGUUUGGGAGCUGCUGCUCAGCUCAUCAAGGUCGGGCACACUGUUGUUGUCUACGAGCGCAAGAACCGUGUCGGAGGACUCCUCAGGUAAAACUAUUUAUACUUUUUUCUGUAUUACCUAACUAUGUAAUUGUUUGCAGAUACGGAAUCCCUACAAUGAAGCUUGACAAGUUUGUGGUUGACCGUCGUGUCACUCUUUUGGAGCAAGAGGGAGUGAGAUUCCUCACGAACACUGAGAUCGGCAAGCACGUGCCGGCUGAUUUCCUGCUCAAGGAUAACGAUGCAAUCAUUGUUUGUACUGGCUCGACGACCCCUCGUGAUCUUGUUGUGGAAGGACGUGAAGCCAAGGGAAUCUGCUUUGCCAUGGAAUACCUCGAGAAAAGUCAGCGUCGCCGUGCUGGAGACGAUGUCGCCUGGGAGGGACUUGACCCGGCCAACAAGAAGGUGAUCAUCCUUGGAGGAGGAGACACUGCCACUGAUUGCAUUGCAACCAGCAACAGAUUGGGAUGCAAGACGGUCGGAGCGUUUGAGAUCCUUCCGAAACCAGCCGACAGCCGCAAGCCGGAGAAUCCUUGGCCGGAGUGGCCGCUCAUCUUCCGCAUUGACUACGGACACGAGGAAGCCAAGGAGAAGACCGGAUCGGAUCCGAGAACUUACUCGGUCUCCACCAAGCGAUUCCUGACCACCAUCAAUGCGGCCGGAGUCCAAGUGCUCACGGGACUCGAGAUUGUCGACGUCGAGUGGGAGAAGGACGAGAAGGGCGCCUGGAAGUUGGUCGAGAAGAAGGAUUCGAUCCGCGUCAUCGAAUGCGAUCUCUGCAUUCUGGCCAUGGGAUUCGUUGGACCCGAAAAGUCUGUUAUUGAGCAGCUGAACCUGAAGACGGACCCGCGUUCCAACAUUCUCACGCCAAAAGACAAGUACGAUUCGGAUGUCGCCAAGGUAAACAAAAGCAAUUUACGUUUUGUUAAUUGUUCAAUUUAGGUGUUCGCUGCCGGUGACUGCCGCAGGGGACAAUCGCUCGUUGUGUGGGCAAUCCAUGAAGGACGUCAAGCUGCUCGCCAAGUGGACGAGUACCUGAUGGGCAAGACGACCCUGGCCGGACCGGGAGGGAUUGUCACAGCUACGAUCCAGCAGAAGAACGCCAUCUGA